Molecule: messenger RNA, 2360 nt
Organism: Petromyzon marinus (sea lamprey)
Lineage: Eukaryota; Metazoa; Chordata; Hyperoartia; Petromyzontiformes; Petromyzontidae
Gene: SLC25A15
Product: solute carrier family 25 member 15
Biological process (GO): mitochondrial L-ornithine transmembrane transport
Cellular component (GO): mitochondrion
Molecular function (GO): L-ornithine transmembrane transporter activity
Source: RefSeq, a predicted model, not a curated record
AGGGGUGGUGGGGGGGACAUCACCACCACCACCAUCACCCCAAUACCCAUGAUAAAGAUAGAUCCAUUUGUAGACACCCCACCCCAUAGACAGUGACCGUCUUCUCAACGACGGCUGAGUGAAUCGCCGUGCUGUGCAAGCAAGGGGGCCCUCCUCAUCUUACAAGGGGGAGAGUGUUACGAGAUCUGCAACCAUGGGGAUUCACCCUCUGAUCCAGGCGUUAAUUGACACCAGUGCGGGCACGGCAGGUGGCAUAGCCUGCGUCUACAGCGGGCAGCCAUUUGACACGGCCAAGGUGAAAAUGCAGACCUUUCCCAAGCUGUACAAUGGCUUUGUGAGCUGCCUGGGCCAGACGUACCGCGCCGAGGGCAUGUGGGGCCUCUACCGUGGCAGCUUCCCCGCUCUCAUCGCCAACAUCGGCGAGAAUGCCAUGCUUUUCCUCUGCUAUGGCUUCUGCCAGCGCCUAGUGGCAAGGCUUUCUCACCUCCAGGAGGGCAGUCGACUCAGUAACAUGCAGAUGGCCACAGCCGGUUCCCUCGCGGCCGGGUUCACGGCGAUCGUCAUCUGCCCCUUGGAGCUCGUCAAGUGCCGCAUGCAGGCCAUGCGGGAAAUGCACGCAGCCGGCAAGACCGUGUUCACCAUGGCCGAUUGUACGGCCGUGGCGGUGACGAGGAAUGUUCUCCGUGUCGACGGCCUCUUGGGGCUUUAUAAUGGGCUCAGCAGCACGUGGAUGCGCGACAUGCCGGGCUACUUCUGCUUCUUCUGGGGCAACGAGGUGUGCAAGACACUUUUCACGCCACCCGGCAAGACCAAAGACGACCUGGGCGCAUUCCCACUCCUGGUGAGUGGCGGGAUGGCAGGCGUUUUCCUGUGGGUGGUCGUUUACCCCUUGGACAGCGUGAAGUCCCGCAUACAAGUCAUGUCCAUGUCGAGCCGCCAGCCUGGUUUCCUCGCCGCUACAGCCUCUAUCAUCCGUACUGAUGGCAUAAUGGCUCUCUAUUCCGGGUUCACCCCGACCAUCAUCCGAGCCUUCCCGGCUAACGCUGCGCUGUUCCUCGCCUACGAGUUAACCAGGUCGUCCUUGAUGCGCCGAGUGCAGUAGGCUCAGCAGAAGAGAAGGUCUACACGACAACGGAGGAGUCCGCAGUGAGGAAGCGUGGAGCACACUGGACGUGGACUGAUGGACGAAUACACCUCUCACGGAAUGGUUACUGGGUCACGGGCAGUGCGGGAAGCAUCUGUUGUAGCACUUGUGUGCUUUUGUUUGACGUCACAGUUUUAUCGCUAUUUUUUUCUUUUUUUGUUUCUACCUAAUGCCUCCUCUCUUUUAGAUUCCUCCUCAUAAAGCAACCACAGAUGGAUGCGAUGUUCCAAGAUGCAGCUAUGCUUAUGCGAGGCAUAGCUCUGUUGGUGCUACUAACGCUUCGAGUGUAGUAUGUUAAACCCCGGUGAGAACUCAAGAGACCGGGGAUAAGUCUCGUUUUGCAAGCGUAACCUGCGUUACCAAAAUGAUAAGCAAAGCAAAUAAAGUACAGCAAUGAAGCAAAUAUAAAUCACAGGACGUUUACAAUGACGGGCCACUUUCGUGGACCCCAAUUCCAGCAGGCAUGGUGUUAUUUAGAAGCGCGUAUCUUCGCCUUGACAUUGGGCCAAAUUUGGGCGUGGUGUGCUCUUCUGACAAUUUUGUAUCAAUGUGAUCGGAUAUGUUUUUGAUAUGAACACACCCCAGAGCUCAAUAUCUGUUAAUGGCAUUUAUAUUGAUCUGUAUAGAGUGCAAAUAGAAAAAGAACUGUGUGUGCAGUGCGCCUGCGUGUUGGUUACUCUUCUGCCAUUUUGUUCAGCGGUGCGUUAUUGUAAAUUGCACUAAAAGAAAUGCAAUAUCCUUUUCUGCAACAUUGUCAGACAUUAACGAAGCCGUUAUUGAUGAUUUAUUCAACUUUAUAACCUUGCAAAACUGUGUGCUUUCAAAACCCAGCCAUUGAGAGUUGAUGGAAGUUAUUUUUAAAACAUUAAGAUUAUUUUCUAGUUUAUGUUAUGUAGUUGCAGCACAUCAUAAUGUGUGACCAAUUCAUCGCAUCUUUAUACAAAUUUCUCUAUGUUCAACAGCCACAGGAAAUACAAUGAGUGUGCAGUUUUUAAUGUUAACGAGCACUUGUCAGCAUGCAAUGCCUAAUCGUAGACGUCAAUAAGGACUGAAACUGACCCUUUCAGUAGAGUAAUUAUAUACCAGGGGCGGGCAAAUUUUUUGACUCGCAGGCCACAAUGGGUUCUAAAAUUUGACAGAGGAUUCUAAUAUAAAUGACAUGUGAAAAUCAUUACAUGAAAGGAUUUGGCCUUUAGCAGGUAGCAAAGCAUUUAUU